AUGUCUUCUGCUCCUGCUGUUCCUCACACCACUGCUCCUCAAGCCACCGCUCCAAUCUCUAAACCACAUACUUCCGAUUCUCCAGUUUGUGAUUUGUUAUUAUGGAAAAAUCCAAUUAAUUCUGGUAAAAUUUUAGGAGGUGCUCUAGUGUCUCUAUUAGUCUUAAAGAAAGUUAACAUCAUCACUUUCUUUUUAAGAUUGUUUUAUACAGUAUUUUUCAUAUCUGGAUCCGUAGAAUUCUUAACAAAAUUAUUCUUGGGUCAAGGGUUAGUUACUAAAUACGGUAUCAAGGAAUGCCCUAACACCGUCGGAUUUUUGAAACCAAGAAUUGACGCUCUUUUAAAACAAUUGCCUGUUAAACAAGCUAAAAUGAGAGGUUUAGUCUUUGCUCAUUCUCCAAAAAAUACUUUCAAAGCUGCUGGUGUCGUUUGGGUUUUACAUAAAUUAUUUUCUGUUUUAUCUAUCUGGACUGUUCUUUUCAUCUCUGUUAUUGCUGCCUUCACUUUACCUUUAAUCUAUCACAUUUACCAAGUUGAAAUUGACACUGCUGUAAACAAAGGUUAUUUACAUGCCAAGAAGCAAGGUAAGAUUGCUGGUUCCAUGGCCUACAAAAAGGCUUCUCCAGUCUUACAAAAAGUCGGUUCAAGAUUCAACAAGAAACCAACUUCCACUUCCACUCCUGUAGCUGCUGCUGCUCCAGUAGCUCAUACUACAGGUGCUUCUGCUUCUGCUUUGUAA
Messenger RNA from Henningerozyma blattae CBS 6284, 738 nucleotides. RefSeq names its product reticulon family protein. NCBI's taxonomy places the organism in Eukaryota, Fungi, Ascomycota, Saccharomycetes, Saccharomycetales, Saccharomycetaceae. The coding region runs from base 1 to 738 and encodes 245 amino acids. The record is from RefSeq and is a predicted model, not a curated record. The transcript has a single exon.